AUGCCUAUGACAUUAGAGGCAGAGCCAGUCGUGCCACACAAGUCUACAGAAGUGAUCGCCCUUCUAUCUACCUAUGGAUCAGACGACUCUGACCUGGUUCUGUCCUCCUCAACAGAGUAUGCUAUGGACAUGGCUGCUCCAUCAAUAACAGCCCAACAAGAAGAAGAGGUGGUAGCCGUGAAUGUGGCUGAUCCGACGCUAAUAAACAUUCCGGUUGCCAUUCCUCUAGAAGAAGCUAUCACGAUGGUUUUCACGAAAGCCAAGCAUAGACUCUGUAUGUGGCACAUUAUGAAGAAGGUGCCUUCAAAGGUUAGUGUCGCACUAAAUCACGAUCCUAACUUCAAUAAAGUUAUCAACAAGCUCGUAUGGAACAUACAUAUUGGMCCAACGGAGUUCGAGACUCGUUGGCAUGAGAUGAUACAUCAAUACAAUGUAGGUGGGGAUACUUGGUUCACAGAGAUGUAUGAAAUCCGACACUCAUGGAUCCCUGCCUAUUAUAAGGACACGCCGAUGUAUGAACUAAUGAAAACAACAUCAAGAUCUGAGAGUUCGAAUUCGUAUAUUAACAUAUACGAAUCGUACUGGUUUGAUUUGGUUCAAUUCCUUAAUAAUUACGACGAAAUAAAGAAGGCUGUUUGGUUUUGUACUAUUGAGACCGUUGAAUGCCGGGAUGAGUUAAAGUCAUUCGUGAUAAGCCACAAGACCAAGAAAUUAUCUGACAAAAUUACGUAUCAGGUGUGCCGUAAUUACUCAACAACCACAGUCGAAUGUGAUUGCAACCUAUUUACGCGUAACGGGUAUCUUUGUCGUCACGCGUUCAAGAUACAAUCCUCAAGAGUUCGUUAUGGGGAGGUUGAUGCCAAAAAAGAUAAGUGUAUAAUUGAUGUAUAUUCCAAGGUCGACGACAUAGUAAGCAUCACCCGCAAUGAUAAAUCUAUAUUGGCUAGACUGGGGCGUAACCUCGACAAAUUCAUGGGUGAUAUAGAGAAGGAAGUUCCAUACGAAGACCCAUCCCAACAAAAGUUGGAUGCGAUUAGAGAUCAUCUAGGUGUUUCCAUACCUAAUGAGGUGGACAUUCUACCACCAUCUGGAAUAAGGAACAAGGGUUGUGGCACUGGCAAGAGGAUG
This is a messenger RNA of Cynara cardunculus var. scolymus (artichoke), 1128 nucleotides long. RefSeq names its product protein FAR1-RELATED SEQUENCE 5-like. Gene Ontology annotation, molecular function: zinc ion binding. Gene Ontology annotation, biological process: regulation of DNA-templated transcription. The annotation marks the transcript as partial. The transcript is spliced from 6 exons. The record is from RefSeq and is a predicted model, not a curated record. NCBI's taxonomy places the organism in Eukaryota, Viridiplantae, Streptophyta, Magnoliopsida, Asterales, Asteraceae.